Molecule: messenger RNA, 1029 nt
Organism: Phanerochaete carnosa HHB-10118-sp
Lineage: Eukaryota; Fungi; Basidiomycota; Agaricomycetes; Polyporales; Phanerochaetaceae
Exons: 2
Coding region: 1-1029 (342 amino acids)
Source: RefSeq, a predicted model, not a curated record
AUGUCCUGGACCGUCCGCAGCGAAGACAAGCCUGAGCCGAACAAGACGACCUUAUUGCCUUUCGCCUCCCUACCCAAGGCCUUGCCAGGGUCAACUUUGCGCAUCGGGCACUUGACCCUCUGUCGCUUGCGCUUGUUAUCUGUAAAGGAUCUCGUCAACUGCAUUGCUCAUCUUGGCAUGAUGGAGCUCUCUGUUGAGGAAGUUACAUUCGUGGACGGUGCCGUCACCCGUCUCGUCCGCCGGCGAUCCCGUCGCCAUUCGCGGCCGCAGGUUCUCCACAUCAUUCGGCGCUUUAAGGACGGAUACUCGAGUGGCCAAUUUGAACAAGCGAAUCCUCUCUUCGCCAGUCAAGGCCGGAUGCAUGUCAACGACGCGACUCUCGCUUUGUCCGAGAAGAUCUUAGCCACGCUGUCGUCCGGGGGCCCGCCCUACCGGGUCAAUCUGCGCUACAAUGCUUUCGACGGCACUGAGCCAUUGUCUCAGCUUAUUCUCCCUAAAGCAGGCCUAUCUAAUCGGUCGAUGAUAACGUCGAUCGAUUUUGGUAAUAUAGUCUCAGCUGGCGGCUCCCCGACCGCGCACGUACGGGUGCUGCUACCAGCCAAAACCUCAAGUUGUCAGAGAAUUGAAUACACGCAACUCGUCAUCCUGAAAACAUUACCGGCACCGUCCAAACUCGUACUUCAAUGGAACGGCAUCGAACAGGUGACCCUGGACCUACAUCCACCGUGCGCCAUCCCGCCCCUGCGCAUCACGUGCUCCAGCAGGGUGCAGGCAAUAGACGUGCUGGCGCACCUCUUCCUCCUGGAUGCAGUCCUGCCCCAUCUCUGCGCCCUCAACAGGGUCAGCGUCGAGAUCCACAAUGGUUGGCUCCCACUCUUGCUGGACGUCUCAGGUGCGGAGGUUCUCUCUGCGCUGAUGUGCCUCUCACUUGGUGGCUUGGACGUGGUCCUGAGUGAUGCCCAGCGUGCAGAGUGGUUAGCUUAUUCUACAGAUGACAAGAAACAGGUGUAUCUGCAGAUGUUGCUGUAA